Messenger RNA from Ectocarpus siliculosus, 3549 nucleotides. NCBI's taxonomy places the organism in Eukaryota, Phaeophyceae, Ectocarpales, Ectocarpaceae. The record is from the annotation of a GenBank genome assembly.
AUGAACUCCGUGGUGAGCUCGGCCUCCAGGAUGGGGGAGAGUAGCUGUGAUAGUGGUCCGGGGGUGAACCCUGCCACCAGCAGGCAGUCCCUGCCGAGGGGUUACGGUGGGCCCAUGCUGGCGCCGGGCGCCGGGGGCGGCGAGGAGCUGGUCGUGGUCGACCCGAAGGCCUCCCUGAGAAGGCUCUACGCGGCGAUAGAGGGGCGGGGCAUGGUGGCCAUCAAGCGCAACCCUAACGGGAAGGGGCGGUCGAGGGUCAUGGUGAGGUCCAAGAUCAAGGAGAACAGCAUCGGAUGGGCGCACGUCCUGCCCCCCUUCACGAGAAAGUUUGUGAACGUGAAGGACCUCGCGGGGGCGCAGCGGUCCUCCCGCAUGGUGACGGUGAACUUCAGGAAUCGCGAACCGGUCUCCUUCCUCUUGCCUGCCUUUGCGAACGUCAUCCAGGUGAUGUUCGAGACCGACAAGCUCACGGACGCUCUUAUCCUGGAGCAGGGUUUCGUCUCUCUGGCUACCCUCCAGAAACAGAGUCUAUAAGAAUGCGCUCGUCGUUAUGGGCAACCUCCUGGCUGGAAGGGGCUGAUGUCUGAGAGGAACUCUGCCGAUAUCUCAGUUUUUACUACUAUUGUGUUUGCAUAAAGAAACCGUGGUAGAUAGCGCGGUGGUGGCAGCGCGGGCAGGGGCGAUAGGAGCGUGUUGGUGGUGGUGGGGGGGGGGGGGGGAGGGUCAGAGUGGAGCACUCACGGAGCCCCUACCACAAGGACUGGUACUUUCUUCCAGCCUCCUACUACUUCGGGGGUGCAUGUGACUCGCGCACGAUGUGAUACGCCUGGCGUUCGAGUAUUGCGUGUGUCUCGUCCUUUGGGCUUGGCUCGGGUUUAUGUGCAUGCCUCUAUGCUCUUUUGUUCCGUGUCUUUAGAUUCCAAGAGAGGGUAUCGCGCAAUACACCAGACCUGCUCUACAGAUCUACUAGCGCAUGGCCGCCGUAUUGUUUUAGUGAUGCGGUACAUGGGCCUUUAGAGUGACUGGUAUUAUUUCUUGCUCCUUGCUUUGCAACGGGUCUAUAUAGGCUCUCAACUCGAACGCCAGAAAAACGUUUGUUUUAGAAAAAUAUGGCAAUUUCUGUGGGAGAUGUGUGCCACGUCUACUUGGCAGCGCGUGUGCCUACCUAGAGCAUGUGGGCAUGUUGGUCGAGGCAUUUGGUAGAGAGAGAGGCAUGAGGUGGGAGUGAUUCCCUGCCCAGCUGGCUGUGGAAAUCCGGAAAAGAAACGCGAGCUUGAUUGCUCGUCAACGUUUCGGGUUUCGAAUGACACGGGCAGGUGGUAGGAGUUUUGUGGGCUGUGAAUGAUACGGAUACAGGCAGUGUUGUCGUUCUUGCAUUUCUAAUCGUGCGUGUCGCCGUAUUCAGUUCAGUAAAGCUAACCCGGCUCGUUCCUUUGUCGAGACCGGAGCGAUGGAUGUUUUGUGCUUUCUCAGUCUCUUUAGAGUAGCUCGCGCAGCGUGUGUUUGACCCACCGCUCGCCGAUGUUUUUUGCUGUCUUGUGUAGUACUGUAGUGGCUCGCUCUCUCGAGCGUCGCCUUCGGACCACUCGCGCACCUCACCUGGGCCUGUCGCGUUCCGCCUCCGUGUUCUUCGAUUGCUGAUUGAUUGAUGUGUCGAGUUUUUCCGUGCAUCCAUGCCUGGCUUGAAGCGAACCGAAGAUCGAAGGGGGCGUCCAUCUGAAAAUAUCCAUGUUUUUUAUCCGUGCCGCCGCGGUCGUGAGCGAUGACAGGGUCUCGGCGAGAAGUUUUGUUGGUGAACCGAUGGUUUACAUGACGCCAAAGGCGUACCUGGGUUUCACGUAAAUAUUACGCAAAAAUAACAGUAACAGACAUGCGUCCAGGGAGGAAGAACGAGAGAACAGGCGCAAGGUCGCGAUAUUGUACAGCAGGUUUCCGUUGUCACGCCGGCUCUCUCUGUGAUAUCUUGGAAGGCAUUCGUGUGGAGUUGUGGCAGCAAACGCAGCUCUUGCUGCGCAGCUCAUACCCGCGAGGCGCGCUUGCAUUUAAGGCACAUCGUGGCCAUGAUCGCUGUGUAUGCCGUGAGAGUCUAUUAAAGUAGGUCCCGGUCUAAGCAUCUGAUCGAGGUGGACGGAGAGCGAAUACGAGAGACGGGAGGCACGUUUUUGCCUAUUGACAUUUUAUUGGAUGAUUCACGUUGUUAAUAAUUCGAGGCACAUGACCUCUGUUUUCGCGGCUGCUCUUUGUACCGUAGGGCAAAUAGAAGUAAAAUGUCGGCGUAUGACUUCAACAACACAGGUCAUGCGUGUGAGGUUGUACCCGCUUGGGGUGAGUCGUGCUGGCGUUACAUGCAUGCACACGUGCAGUCUGGGGAUCGCAGGAGGUGGGGGGUUGGAAGAGAGACUUUUGUUUUUGUUUUUUGUUUUCUGUGGACGGUACAGUAGUGUGUCUGCUUUUAUUCUUUUUCCCCUGUGAUCUAGGAGACGCGCUCCACCAGCUUUCUCUUUUUUUCACGUACUCCAUGUUUCUCUUGGUUCCCUUGGCGUAUACUACUUCGUCGAUCCCCUCAAGGUUUGCGGUCCGGUCGACAACCGAUCGGUCGUGGAGUUCUUGCGGGAGGUAUGUAUCUAGCGUAAGCCAACUAGAGUUUCUUUCAUUUCCACAUGAUCUGCUUGGUGCUUGUUGUGUGUCUCCGCUUUCGAUCGCGCGUGUCUCACGUUCUUGAGGGUCUGUUUGUCUACCAAAAAAAAACUAAUCUAUAAACGCUCAAGUUCGUUCGUUGUGAUGUUUUUUCGUUAUACACUAAGAAUAAGAGAGCUCCCGGAGUGUAGAGUGUUGCAUGGAGGUGUUGCGUCAUCGAGAUUGAUGCAGAGCUUGCUUGUUGUGCUGGUGCUGGUUUUCGCCCAUCAUUCAAUCCAAUCCAGCUCAGUCCAGGGAAGUGAUGUGGGUCGGAACAACUGCUAGCAGUUUGUCGUGUGUUGUUUCGACCAUAUUGUACUAUACAUCUCAACGUUGACGUAGAUAUGGAUGGUGUACGCGUGAAGGGAGUGUAUUCUAGAUCAUGUCAUUUGUCCGUGUCUUUGCCUGGUCUUUUGUCUUGUCUUUGUUUGGUCCUGGGUCAUUUCGGGGAAACCACAGCAGCAGUUACAGUAGUACAGUAGCAGUAUGAUGGGAGUUUUUUGUUUCAUUUCGGAACAGGUGAUCAAAGCAGAAGCAUUUGUUUAUUUAUGGAUAAAUAUAUUCGGAUGGUUGGAGCGACAAGAGCUCAUGUUGUGUUUCGGAGGGAGAGGGUGGCUUUGCGCCGACCGGUGACCACACAACCUCAAGUUAUACUUGAAUAUAUCAUUGGUAGAUAUAUGCAUCAGUGUAGCAGGGGCGAGAAGACGUCAUGGGAUGAUGGGUCAGCUGCCUUGAUCUAUGAAUGCAUGCGUUCUCUGAACACGUACGUGCAUAUGUAUGAUCUUUGCACCGAGCCUCUGGUUGUCUGUGCAAUCUAGACUACAUAUUAAUGAUAAACUAUCGCUUCUUCCACGGCGAAGAGACGGAUGGAAG